AUGGCUUGUCAAACCAGAUUCGACCAAAUGUCUCCUUUCUUUUCUUCCCAGGUAGAAAAGGAAAAAGAACAAUUGCGUAUUAUGAUGGCAAAGAGGUUCAGGCCCGAUAGCAGUGAGAUGGCAGCUGAGCUGCGUACACUUGAUCAGACUCUCCCGCGACUAGCAGAUUUAAAAGCCAGGGGCGAGAAAGUAAAUAGUUUACACGAUGACCCACCCAGACUGCCGACGCCGUCUCAACAGAGAUCUGCGUCUAGAGAUACUCUCCGUCGUACUGAGCGAUCGACAAACCUGUGUGGAAUGCAUAACGGGCAGUCCGACCCUCGAUCAUAUGGAAGAAGCGCUGCAGAGCGUCUACCGCUAGGUAGACACUAUUCAGAAAACGACGUUCCGCAGGAAAUUAAGCGCUCAAGCUCCACGCAGCCAGCUCGCUCAAUGACCCCGCAACCCUCUCGGCCAAGAACUAUCCAGUCCACUCGGUCAAUGACUCCACAGCCAGUACCUACAAGUAAUCAUGUUCACCAUGGAUCCAACAGUCGGAAUCAUAGUCAACCACCUUAUGCUCGUGCUUCAGCUCAUACCGCUAUCGUUGCUCGUGGUGGCCAAGAUCGACGUCGUAGUCGACCAGCCCCUCCUCAGCGUUUGUACGAAGUACCUGACCCUCCGCAAACAUACGGUCUGAGUGUCCCUCCAGAACUCGAGUCAAACCCAUACUACCGACCCCAAGUUACGUGCCCGUCUGAUCGUGUCCCUCGGAGAGAGUGCUUUCCUCGAAUUGCCGAGGAAAAAAGAGGCAGAAAAAUGGAUGCAACUUUGUGGGCGAGUCACCAUGAGACAGUAUACCAUGACGAUUCUAACAUUCUUGAACGAGAAUAUGAUCCUGAGAGAGACGAGGACGCUGAAUCUGUGGGAUCAUUAGAUCAUUUCCAGCCGAGUGCACCGCCCAGAAUGAUCAAGGCCCAGAAUAGAGUAACAUGGAAUGGAUCAUUCAGCCGGUGA
Molecule: messenger RNA, 996 nt
Organism: Sclerotinia sclerotiorum 1980 UF-70
Lineage: Eukaryota; Fungi; Ascomycota; Leotiomycetes; Helotiales; Sclerotiniaceae
Exons: 2
Coding region: 1-996 (331 amino acids)
Source: RefSeq, a predicted model, not a curated record